Molecule: messenger RNA, 1713 nt
Organism: Racocetra persica
Lineage: Eukaryota; Fungi; Glomeromycota; Glomeromycetes; Diversisporales; Gigasporaceae
Source: the annotation of a GenBank genome assembly
AUGAGUUCUUCACGUCGUCAACGAUAUUCUCAAUCGUAUUCACCAUUUACUUCUCUGUCAGAAGAUAUAAGAGCAGUCGUUGCGAUUGAUUUUGGGACGACAUACAGCGGCUUCGCUUAUGCACACAGGAGUUCUCCCAAAGAAAUUGAGAUAAAUGCACGAUGGCCUGGAAAAGAAGGUACUCCUAAAACAAAUACCGUAUUGGUAUAUAAUAGUACUUGUAGCGAAGUAUUGAAAUGGGGUGGGCCCGCGUUACUUUAUGAGCCAAGAAGAAGUAGUAGAAAUAAUAUUAGGGAAUUGGGUUCACCACGUUCACCACGUCCGCAACACUAUGUUGCUGAAAGAUUCAAAUUAUUUCUAGACGAUAAUGCAUCAGACAACUUAUAUUUACCACCAAAUUUGGAUUAUAGAAAAGCUAUUAGUGAUUAUUUAAAUAAAAUGAAACGGGUCAUAGAAGAAACGCUUGAUAAGCGUUGGCCAGGCCUUAAAUUAUCACAAGUACUUUUGAUUUUAUGUGUGCCUGCGGAAUGGGGACCGCAUGCUAAAGAUACCAUGCGCGACUGUGCAUACAAAGCUGGAUUAUUAGACGAAUCCAUUGCAUCGCAUCUAGAAUUUACAACAGAACAUACAUUUCUCGUUGUUGAUUGCGGUGGUGGAACAGUCGAUCUUACAAUGAGAACGAUACAAACAGGCAAUAAAUUAGAAGAAGAAACAAUAAGAACAGGAGAUUUAUGUGGAAGCACAUAUGUAGAUCAAGAAUUCUUACAUUUUUUGGGCCGCAUAGUAGGCUUUACUGCCUUACAAAGGCUACGAUCAUAUGCUUACGGUGAUUUGCAAAGACUUAUUCUUGAGUUUUUUUGUAAGGAUGUAAAGAAUGAUUUUGAUGGAGAUCCCGACGAAUUUGAAACCAUUGAAUUGAAUCUCGAUAGAGAUUGUCCCUCAUUGGUUGACUAUAUUACUGGGGCAGAAAGAACCAACUUGGAAAGGAAUGAAUGGAUUAUUGAAUUAGAGUUCGAGACAGUGAAAAAAAUGUUCGAUCCAGUAAUCGAAAAAAUCAUCAAGUUAAUUCAUAAUCAAUUGUUAGAUCUUGCAAAUCUUGCAACAAAUCGCCAUUGCAAAGCCAUGUUUUUGGUUGGAGGAUUUAGUGAAUCACCAUACUUAAUAAAACGAGUCCGAGAAAGAUUCCAAGAUCGUGUGCCCAUUAUUGCGGUUCCUAAUCAGCCGAUAGCGGCCAUCGUUAAAGGCGCUGUAAAAUACGGACUAGAUAUGAGCUUGGUCGAAAGUAGAGUCUUAAAAUGGACGUACGGAGUGGAGGUAAAAGAAGAUUUUAAUAAUCAUCAUGAUCCACCUAGACUACGAACCAAUGAUAAUAAAAUUUGGAAGUUUGACACUCUUGCACGUCGUGGAGAACGCGUUGCGGUCAACCAGGCUUUUAGUAAAGAAUAUAAACCAUUAAAUGCUGACCAAAAAGUUGCAGUACUUCGCGUAUUUAUUACAAAAGAAGUGAGGCCCAAAUACAUUAGGGAUGUCGGAAUGCGGGAACUUGGUACUCUAAAAAUCCCUUUAUCCAGAACGCUAUCAUUAGGACGAAAUCGUCCUGUAGUAUUUGAAUUAAGGUUUGGAAUGAUGGAAAUAAAAGCCACGGCUAAAAAUAAAGUAACGCAUGAAACAUUUCAGGAAAAUUUCGAGUUGGAUGUUAAGGGCCAAAAAUAA